Solenopsis invicta (red fire ant) is the source of this 7818-nucleotide messenger RNA. Its product is annotated as solute carrier family 22 member 21. Gene Ontology annotation, cellular component: membrane. Gene Ontology annotation, molecular function: transmembrane transporter activity. Gene Ontology annotation, biological process: transmembrane transport. The record is from RefSeq and is a predicted model, not a curated record. Bases 1626 to 3395 code for a protein of 589 amino acids. The transcript is spliced from 11 exons. Lineage: Eukaryota; Metazoa; Arthropoda; Insecta; Hymenoptera; Formicidae.
CAUUUUUCUUUGACUCAGCUUCUUGUCUUGAUAAUAAUAAGAUAAUAAUGAGUGCUUAUAUAAAUAACAUUUAGCAAAUUAUGGAAACAGAAGAUAGAAGGUAUAUAAAUUUGCUGCACAAAUCAAUGUAUCUUGUGAGUUAAGAAUUAAAUAUUAUAACAAAAAAAAAACCACACGUUGGCUCUCAAAAUUACUCGUACACAUGCUUUCGCAUUGAACUUAAUGAUUUAUUUAACUGUAGAUACAUUAAUGGGUAAAUUAACUUGAUUGGUUGAGUGAAUUGGGGUUAAACUAUUUGAACGCGUAUAAGUCAUAUAGUGUGCCGUAGGCAAACAUGCGGAAAAAAAUGUACGACAUGAUUAAACGACAUAAUAUUAAUUACCGAAAAAUAUACAAUACUAAUUGUCGCACUGUCGUCUCGUUUUAUUACCUAUAAUACAUUUUAUUAUCUACAUUUAUGAAAUAGCGAGGAACAAUGCGUACGCAUAGUUAUAAAAUUUUAUAUAUUUUUGGAAAAAAAUGCAGACCGAUUUAUUAAAUGAAAGAUUGAUUAAAAGUUAUACGUCAUGGGUUAAAUUUUUUUUAUAUCUUAUUGUUAAUCAAAAUAGAUACAGGCGUCACGUUGAAAUUCAAGAUGUAGGGAAGCGAACGUCGUAUAAAUGUAAAUGGAAAAUGUUACCGUUUUUACGCAUUUAUAAUUGCUUCGCGAAAUUGGCUUCUCGCUGAAAACAACGAAUGGCGAAUUAAUGAAUUGCAAAUAAUAUUGCGUACCGUGUGCUCGGCUCAUCACAAGUGUAAAAUCUAAAAAUUCUCUUUCGUUUUCAGCUUCAAACCAGCGAGACAUUCUUUAUGUCAAGCUCCUCAAUCACGCAUUCGAUGAUCGAUUAAGUCGGACAUAUGUAAUCGCGUAAUCGCUCUAUCACGAAUCACGUGCUUCAGGCCGGAUCACUUUGUUCGCAUCGGGACUUGAAAGCAGAGAGAGCAAUGUACUGUGUGUGACUCAGGUCUUUGUCAGCCGGUCUUCAGGUUCGAGUUAUUUUCUGAUAAUUUAUCACGCGCGCGACGAAUGGCGCCGAAGUGCCCCUCGAAAUCCUCAUCCAGUUUCAAAUUGUCGCACGCUAAUCGCCUAACAGUUACAGCGAGUCCGAGACGCGUUACAGAUGUGCGUUAUUGAAGAGAGAGAAUCGCGGCGCGCGUAUCCUCCGAAUGAGUGCGUGGAUGCGAAUAGGCCUGGUGCAGACGGCACGGCUGCGGCCCACUCGCGUGGUUUGUUGAUCCAGCUUUUCCAGAUAAUGAAUCAGAUAAGGGAGACGACGAAAAAGCCGUCCCGCUACUGAGGACGGCUUUAGCGCCUCAACUUUCGCGUCGUCGUCGUCCAUAUCCGCCUAUAUCAUCCGUCGCCUCCUACUUUAGCUCACCCUUACGGGCCACGGGCUCUCUCUCUCUCUCUCUCUACGCGUCGUGUGGUUAAACACAGGCCAGUGAGAAGAGUAUUCCGAGUAUUUACCGCGUGCCCUCGACACGCGGAUGUAGAACGAAGUCGCGGCUCAGCGCAUCCUUCUCUUCUCGCGAGUUUCGCUGCUUUUCAUACACACGGAUUAGUGAGAGAUCACGAUCGGGUCGCCAUGUCGCGAUACGGUACCACUAUGAGCCUUGGAAGCUUACGGGACGUAAAAGACGACAGCAUGCGGCUGUGCUGCUCGAGGAAGGACGAGGCUGACCCGCUGUCAGGUCUGGAGAAUGGAGCUACGAAUGAUUCAGCGAGGAAUGACAUAGAAAAGUUUGGGUUGUACCAGGUGGUGAUGUUCGCAUUUCUCAGCGUGCCGUUGAUACUAUCGGCAGGAUUCACGCUUUCUUACGUGUUUACUGCGGGCGAGGUGAAAUACAGAUGCUUCGUACCGGAAUGCGAGUAUCCGGGAAACACGACGUUCGAACCGCCGUGGAUCAACGCUUCCGCACCGAAAAUCGACGAGGUCAUUUCCGGUUGCAAGCGUUACGAGGUGCGGGAUGAUCGUCCGGACACAUGCACGGAAACGUCAUUCACCAACGUUACCUGCGACUGCGACGCUUGGGUUUACGAUCCGGACGAGCAUACGAUACUCGACGAGUGGGGCUUUACCUGCGACGCUAAUCGAUGGAAGCUCACGUUGGUUGGCACGAUACAGAACACCGGUCAGUUCGUCGGCUUGAUGUUCGCUGGAUACAUAUCUGACAGGUACGGGAGACGAACCCUUUUGACGCUUGCGACGUUUCUGUCUGGAGUCAGUGGCUUGAUACAUUCCUUCUCCGUGAAUUAUUGGAUGUUUCUCGCAUUCGAAUUCCUCGAUGCCACCAUGGCGGCUGGAAUUUACAGCGCGGGAUUUAUUUUAGGAAUGGAGACGGCGGGAGUGAAAAACAGAGUCUUCGGAAGCACCAUCAUCUGCUGUAUGUUCGCCAUUGGUGAGAUCUUGCUGGGAUUGAUUGCGAGUUGGCUAAGAUCUUGGCGAACGCUUCUCAGAGUAGUGUACGGGCCGGGAUUGCUAGCUCUUCUCCUGCCCCUGCUCGUUCCAGAAUCAACUAGGUGGUUACUGUCAAAGGAUAAACACAAUGAAGUGGAGAAAAUAUACCGUAAGAUGGCUCAAAUGAACGGCCUGCAAGUAACGGACGAAGCCAUCAGUAAGUUCAAGGAAAUGAACACAGUUAAGAACGAAUCGAAAAGCGAGCUGGUGAUAUCGGACGAGAGGAAACCGAUCGUGCAGGUUCUACAUAGCUCAGUGAUACUCAUUCGGCUGCUAGUCUGCUCGUUCUGCUGGCUCACGAACACGUUCGUUUAUUACGGACUGUCGUUGAAUUCUGUGGCGUUCGCCGGGGAUAAGUACAUCAAUUUCGUGCUCGUCGCGGUGGUCGAGAUACCGGCGUAUUGCCUCGCCUGGGUGCUGACCGAUCACAUUGGUCGUAAACCAACGCUCUCCGGCGCGUUCCUGCUGAGCGGGGUGUUCUGCCUCGCAAUCCAGUUCGUACCGACAGGAGCCUGGAGUUACGGGCCUUUACUUUUAUACAUGUGCGGGAAGCUGUGUAUCACCAUGGCGUUCGCCACCGUCUACGUCUACACGGCGGAGCUGUUCCCGACGACGCUCAGGCAUUCCCUGCUCGGAAUUUGCAGCAUGACCGGCCGCGUCGGGUCAAUCUUAUCGCCGCAAACGCCUCUUCUGGCACAAAUAAUGCCUUCGUUGCCGCUCAUCCUGUUCGGAUCCAUGGGCGUGAUCGCGGGCCUCCUGUCUCUGAUAUUUCCGGAAACUUUAGGGACGAAACUUCCUGACACCGUGUGGGAGGCGGAGAAGAUCGGUAAGUCGAACGGGCCUCGCGAAAUUCUGGAUUUUAAAACGUCGCUGUGCCAGAGCAGCGCAGAACGUUAAGCCACACUAAGUCCUUCUCUUCCCUCUCUCCGUGCCAAGAGAAACGGCGAUAGCUUUUAAAAGUUUAUUGGCAGCGGUGAUCCCGAGAUGCGCCCGGUGACGCCAGACAGAGUUAAGGGGGGUGGUCUUCAUGAUGUCUAAAAUACGCGGGGUGCACGAUUGACGCAGCGGAGAGGAAGCACCCUGCCGAGGGGCGAUUUCGCCGCAACAACGAGCGCGACGCACGCUCGCAGAUUUUAUCUGUCGGCGAUUUGAAUAAGCACGGCAUAUUCCUCCCCGUAACUGUUUACCCUCCUCCGCCGCCGCCACUGCCGUCACCACCGCGCCCGUCGUCAUUUGUCUUACUCUCCCGCGUUUAUCCGCGUGCGCGCGUGGAAGAAAAGGAUUAUAAUAUCUUCCGGCAAAGUCCCAGUAUUCCCACGGUAUCUCGAAAUCUUCCGAAAUCUCCCCGACGUGCAUGCGCGUGCAAUUCGUGAGGCGUUAAAUGAAAAUAUAUCGGAUCUCCGCUGGUCCGUCGCAUUUGUACGAUAUUUGUAUAUUUUCUUCACGCGUUACCUUUCGCUUCGCGAGUCACGAUACUCGCGCGGCGCAUUUUUAAAAAGCGAAACAGAAUUUCAAUCCAUUAAAUUUACUUCGCGGAAAUCGUAGUACGUAAAAUUAGAAUUCCUCAAAUAAGAAUUAGGGCUCUGAAUAAUGUCAUAGACAUAAGGAUUUUAAUCGAGUGGGGAGGGGGGGAAGCGCAAAAAUUAUCAAACUUAUAUUAUCAGACUUAUAUUAAAGCCAGUUUUUCGGCGAACUUUCUUAAUACUUCUUUUUUAUCGCGAGCACAAUUUUUCUGUAUAUUUAUGUAUACGUAAUCCAUUGAAGCGAUUUUCUAACAUUGUUGACCACAAUCAGGUUUUCAUCAUUUGCAAUGCACUAUUUAAGUGCUCGUACACAGUUGGGCUAAAGAAAUAUGUAUAAAGAGCAUAUUUCAUUGUUAGAAAUAAGUUUCAAAUUCUUUUAACACUUCUACUAAUUGUAAUACUUUAAGUUUUUCUUUUUUUUAUUAAUUUUUUUUUUAGGGAAUAAUGCAUGAAUCAGGCACUGGUCAAUAAAUGUUUGUUGUAAAAUAAUUUUCAUAAUUUAAUUUUUUUCAUUAAUUAAUAUUAGAAUAACACCGCGAUUUGUAUUGUAUAUAUUGUAAUUAAAAUCGAGAAAACGCUAAUAUAUAGCCACAGCAAGAUUUUAGUGUAAAGAUAAUGUUUCUUUGUAUGAUUUUAAAUAUAUUUUCUAAUUUCUUUGAACAAUGUAUCUUUACUUUAGGUUUUUCAAACACAGCCCUUUGAAAUUGAAUCAGAAAAAUAAUAUCACAGAAUGAAAUUAGAAAUCAAUUUAAUAUUAGGUAUUUAAUUACGUAUAUACAGCCAUUGACAAAAUUAUUAGGCACCCUUGCUUCUACUAAACUUUUUAUAACUAAAUUGCGUAAGCUAAAAAAAUAAGUUAUAAAAAACAAUGGUGGACCAAGCAAACAUUAGUUUAUGUGGUUAUUUAAGAAAUAAAUGAUAUUUAUAAAGAUAGUGUUAUGUAUUUCUUUAUAAAUUGAAAAAAUUGUUAAAUAAAUAGGGUGCCUAAUAAUUUUGUCAAUGGCUGUAUAUUUAAAUACGUAAAUGUUUGAACUGAAGAAAUUCAAUCAAGUUGAAAAAUUUAGUCAAGUAAUUGAUACCUCGCUAACUACUUAUUUCAUACAUACAAUGUCUAAAACUUAUAUAUGGGGCACAUGUUGUCACGAGUCGGCUGCAGAAGCCGAUAAUUAAACUAUAAUUUUUUAAUUUAUUUUCGUUUUUCGUACCAAAUUAUAGUUAGCAAAGUAUGUUUUUGUCACUACUUUAAUUGUGUAGAAGGAUUUUGAGAUCUGUUAAACCAAUUAAGAGAUAUGAGUAUCCAAAAAUUAGCACGUAUAGAGACCGAUCCAGCAUCACCUUAAGACAGUGGUUCUUAAUCGGGGGUGUGGGAAAGCAUUUCUGGGGGUGCGAGAGACGUUUCUACGAGGGAGUAAUCACUAGCUAAAAUGUUGUCCCACAGUUUACAUGAUUUAAUUUUAUUUUAUAUGAUUUCAUCUGAUUGUGCAAAUGAUUUCAUCUAAUUAUACAUAAUAAUUUUUUGUGAUUGCAUAUGUAAUUAUCAGAUUUCUUGUGAUUAAAAAUGAUUUUAAUGGAUUAGAAACACCAUUAUUUGCUAAUUUCUUUCAAAUUAAAUUAAUUUGAGAGUUAACCAUUCAGAAAAUAGAUAUAUUCAAAACUUUAUUGGGAUUCAUUAUGAAUGAUAAAAGAUUUUUCUAAUAAAAAGGUCAUAAAAAAUUUUUGAUAACCUUUUUUUUAAAGAUAACAUGAAAACUUGAUUACAAAAGCCAAAAGCUUGUACUGAUUUCAUCAAAUUUUAUAAUACAUGAUUUCAUUAUAAAUUUCAUGAUGAUUACACAUGAUUUCGAAUAACACAAAUCCAAAAUGAUUUCUUCUGAUUUACAUAUGAUUUCUGGUGAUUUUAUUAUAAUUUCUAAUAAUUUCAUCUGACUUUAUGAUUACAUUUAAUUACAAAAUGAUUAUAUGAGGAUUCCGUAAAAAUUUCAUGAUUUCGGAAACACUGUCCCACGAUUACAUUUAAGUGAUCAUCCCUUCGCGUUUUUAGAUUAUUCUUAAUAGUAACAACCGUCUAACCGUUUGUAAAAAAUUAAUAAAUUAUUGUUUGUUAGAGUUGCGUUGACACAAGUUGCAUUUCACUCAUAAUUGUAGCCACUAAUUUUGAAUUUCAAAUAGUUUUAUGUUUACAUGUAAAUGUUUUUUUACAUAAUGUGCAUAUAUGUAUAUUUUUGUAUUUUUUCAAUAAAUAAUUUGUCUUGCAAUAAAUUUAUUUUUAUGUCCUAAAAAAACUCAUUUUUCAAGAAGGGGCGAGAAUGUAGUUUCCGAUUGAAAAGGAUGCGGGUCACUAAUAAGAUUAAGAACCACUGCCUUAAGAGAACAUUUUGAAAGGCCGACAUGUAUAAACAAUAUUAGCAUUUUUGUACACGCUUAUUUAUGAUUUUAAUAUUAGAAUAUUAAAAUGCAAAGUAAAAAUGUACAAAUAUAAAACACUCUAUACACAUAGGGUUAUUUAUGCUACUAAGACUCAAAGCUGUUUUUCGAAACACCUUGGAUAAAAAACAUGCGUGAAUUGAGAUUGGUAAUGUACCCGGCCUGUUCCUUACAUGUUAAACCUUUUUUUUUACGAAGGAGAUCUGUUCAAUCCUCAGCUCUUGUUAGAGCGUGGAACAUAGCACCUUCGUAUAUUCCUGUACGCUUUUUUUUACAAUUUACACAGAUAUAUGGAACCUACAGUUUAAACACGUUUCCGAACGGUCUAAUUUAGAGGGGAUUCUCGUGACAAGAUAGUCUCGAUAGUUUGCUUUCCGAGAGAUAUCGAUCAAAUAAAAUCAAGUGUUUCUGAUCAAUCGGAUUUGAACCUGAGUCGGAGAGCAAACGCACAACUCUCUGCAUCACGAUCGCUACUUAGAGAGAGGAUAGAGACUAUUUGAUCAGGUGUUCGGGUUCAAGUGUUUGCAGUAUUUUAAAGAAAAUAAAUGCUCUGGGUCACCCUCGUGUCGAACCGUAUGUACAGAAUGUUAAUGACUGCCAAUGUCCUAAAUCUUACUUGAGGAAAUCUACGUAGGUUUAAUACGAUAAGGAUGUUUGAAGAGAAAUGCAAAUGUCACCGUUCUACACCGGGAUUUGCUUCGCAUGGCGAUGCGCGAACGAUUUGCUCGCACGUGUGCCGUCAUCGCGAGCACCUGUCAGCGCAAAACAUUCGCGAAACACCGAAUAUCUACCGUGUACACUAUAUAGCAUAGUUUGACCAUUCAGUAUAUGACACGAGCUUUAUUUUUACCCUGAGCUCUUGGUAUUUUUAUCAUGUAAUUCACAGGCGUGACGUCAAUCAUGUACAUUCGUUGUUGAUUCGCCGGCAAUUUAGUUUUAAUUAUUCCGACGAGGUAUGCAUGCGCGCAUGUUACGCGUGUCUUACGUUCAUUCGUUUUUUAGUUUUACUACGAUCUCUUAUACGCACAUACGUAAACAAUGGCGUACCUAAUGAGAGUGUAAAUAAGUAUUACAAAUUAGAGCAGGAGUUUCUUUAUAACUGGAACUUUUGUUUCUUUUUUUUACCGACAAAAAAGAGAGUUAAUAAUAAUCAUUCUCGAGACAUUAGGUACACUGUGGUAUUGCGAAGUAUUAAAUAUUAAUAUAUGUAACGGAUUUUCUAAGAACGUUGUACUGAUGCAUGAUGUUUACCGCGAGCGUGAGAAAUAAUGUAUUGUAUCUUAUUGUAUAAAACUUGAAUGUGUUGUUAGAGAGAAUGAAUUACGUGAAAUGUAUAAAUGUGAAAGACGCAAAUAGAUUAUUCUUUAUAUGAA